GGCAGGACGGUGCUGGCCUCAGCUGCUCUCUCUUCCCCUGGGUUCCUUGCAGACAGCGUUGAGGAUGAGUUCGAGCUCUCCACCGUCUGCCACCGCCCCGAGGGGCUGGAGCAGCUCCAGGAGCAGACCAAGUUCACCCGCAAAGAGCUGCAGGUCCUGUACCGAGGCUUCAAGAAUGAAUGUCCAAGCGGCAUCGUCAAUGAAGAAAACUUUAAGCAGAUCUACUCACAGUUCUUCCCACAGGGAGACUCCAGCACAUAUGCCACCUUCCUCUUCAAUGCCUUUGACACUGACCACGACGGCUCUGUCAGCUUUGAGGACUUUGUGUCUGGGCUGUCCGUCAUCCUGCGGGGCACCAUUGAUGAUCGCCUGAACUGGGCCUUCAACCUCUACGACCUGAACAAAGACGGCUGCAUCACUAAAGAGGAAAUGCUGGACAUCAUGAAGUCCAUCUAUGACAUGAUGGGCAAAUACACCUACCCAGCCAUGCGGGAGGAAGCGCCCCGGGAGCAUGUGGAGAACUUCUUCCAGAAAAUGGACCGAAACAAGGAUGGCGUGGUGACAAUCGAGGAGUUCCUGGAGUCCUGCCAGAAGGAUGAGAACAUUAUGCGGUCCAUGCAGCUCUUUGAUAACGUGAUUUAGCUCCCGGACCUGCCUCCAGCCGAGCUCUCCUGCCACUGGGCGCAGAACCUGCUUCUCUCGACUUUUCCUUCGAGCCUCCCCUCUGCCGGCUGCACA
Antrostomus carolinensis (chuck-will's-widow) is the source of this 738-nucleotide messenger RNA. Its product is annotated as Kv channel-interacting protein 2. Gene Ontology annotation, cellular component: voltage-gated potassium channel complex. Gene Ontology annotation, molecular function: calcium ion binding; potassium channel regulator activity. The annotation marks the transcript as partial. The transcript is spliced from 7 exons. Lineage: Eukaryota; Metazoa; Chordata; Aves; Caprimulgiformes; Caprimulgidae. Gene Ontology annotation, biological process: regulation of potassium ion transmembrane transport. The record is from RefSeq and is a predicted model, not a curated record.